UGCAGUUCCGGUUUGUCUACCCAAUUAAACCGGAACCAAAAUUUGAUUUGUUAGCUUCUCCAAUGCAUCAUCGUGUCUUGUCGAACUGAAAAGUCUGAGACUUUCCCCUACCCCAGUCGCUGGAUAGUUACGUCUAGGGCCAUAGAAAACAGUAAACACUCCAACAGCGUUUAGGCUCUCUCUUCUCACUGGAAUGAAAAGCCCCAAAAUUUGGAUCUUCGAUUAAGCGUUUGUAUCGAGAAGAAGAUGGAUCGUGUCAGCAAUCUACCAGACGAGAUUCGUUGUCAUAUUUUGUCAUUCCUUCCCACAAAGCAGGCUGCUUUGACUUCGGCUCUCUCCAAGAGCUGGCGCAAUCUUUGGAAACUUGUUCCUAAUCUUAACAUUGAUGACUCUGAGUUUCUUCAUCCGGAAGAGGGUAAAGGUGAAAGGGAUGAAAUUCGUCAGAGCUUCGUUGAUUUCGUGGACGGUGUACUGGCUUUGCAGGGUGACUCUCCCAUUGAUAAGUUCUCCCUCAAGUGUAUAACUCGUGUUCAUCCAGAUUGUGUGAACCGUUGGAUUUGUAAUGUGCUGCAGCGUGGUGUUUCCGAUCUUGAACUUUUCACUGAUUUCACCGGCGAAGAUCCCGAAGACGAUGAUUAUAUGCUACCUCAAGAGAUGUUUGUCAGUAAGACACUGGUUAAGUUGAUAUUAAGAAGUGAACACUGUGUUAAUUGGUCGUGUUGGGAGAUGGACGCUUCCUUACCAAUGCUUAAAAGUCUUUAUAUUUACUCGGGGUUGAUUUUUUGUGGUGACAUGGUGAGCUUUCUUCCUUUUUUCCCUGCACUUGAGGAAUUACGAAUGGCUAAUAUGGAGUGGAGAGAGUCAGAUGAAUGUGUGACCAUGUCAAGUGCAAGCCUCAAGAAGCUAAGUAUCCGCGCCACUGGUCUUGAAGAGUUUGAAAAUCCAAAGAGCAUUUCUUUUGAUACUCCAAAUCUGCUUUACUUGAACUACUCUGAUUUAGUCGCCGAGGAUUAUCCUUUAGUUAAUAUGGGGAAGUUAGUUGAGGCUCGAAUCAAUCUUAUUGUCAGAAAUGAAGAUCAGAUCAAGCGGAUAAGAGAGCCAAAUAAUGUUUUGGUAGAGGAUAUUGAGGGUGAUGUUGUUCUCCAAUUUGUCAAUGUGGUGAAGCUCAUGAAGGGCAUGCAAAAUAUUCAGGAACUUCACUUAACUUCUGAUACUCUCGAGGUACUCACUCUAUGUUGCGAAUCGAUGCCGGUGUUCAACAACCUCAAGAUCUUAGGUCUUAAGAGUGAGGAGAGUCGCGGUUGGCAAGCAGUACCAGCUCUCCUGAGAAACUGUCCACAUCUAGAAUUCUUAUUCAUUGAGGGUCUCUUACACUAUGUGACAGAUAAAUGCGGGGAUGCUUGUGACUGCAUUCCUCGGGAAGAUAAAGGUCGUUCGCUCAUAACUUGUUCGGUGAAGAAGUUGCAAGUUAAAGGGUUUAGAGGAACAAGUAGAGAGAAAGAGAUGAUAAGGCAUUUCUUGGAGUAUUUCCCGUGUUUGGAUGAGAUGGAGAUAGAUGCCGAAAAGAUUGAUUCUACAAACUUUGAAGUACCUAGAAUUUUAAAAGUUGUUGCGUAUAAGCUCCAUGAUGUGGUCUCGACAGAGAUAGUAGGACAUUGGAAGAGUUCGGUACAGUCUAGGAGUUGGUCCCAAACCGAGUUGGAUGAGAUGUAUUUUGAGUUGGCUCCGCGCAAUAAAGAGCGUAUCUACGAUAUGGUCUUCAUAAUGCAUAGAGCUUCUUCCCCGGCGGUACCUCCUCCUCUGCCACAGGAAAUGUCUCAGGACUACCUUCAAAUGAAACGGGACCUAGAAGCUCAGUUCGAUAUGAUAGUCGAGCAGAACCCGAUGAUAGCAUCAGCGUUGAGGGCUCGACAAGCAACUGAAACAGAUCAAGCAAAGGCGUCGAGUGGUCAGGAAAUGACCAAGUUGAAGCGGGACUAUGAUGCUCUGUUCGAUAUAGUUGCCGAGCAGAACCCAAUGCUAGCAUCAGCAUUAAGGGGUCUGCGUGCAACCAACUCAGAGCGAGCUGAGACAUCCAGGGAUCAGGAAAAGACCGAGCAAGACCAAGCUACGGCAGCAGAUUUUUCUCCUCCAGACGGAGCAUAAAUGCCUUUCCAAUUUGGUUCGGUUUGUGUUUAUUUAGUUUGAAAAUCCUGAAACGAAGCGGCUUUUGUAGUUUCUUCCUCCUCUAAACGUUGGAUCUUCGUAUCUUAACUUCUCUCUCGACUUUGCAUCUGUACACUUCUUCUGAACUGGUGCGGAAGCUAACUUUUACCUUCUGUUUCUGCUGAUUCCUUUUUGCGUUCGUAAUUUUUGAUCAA
Molecule: messenger RNA, 2360 nt
Organism: Camelina sativa (false flax)
Lineage: Eukaryota; Viridiplantae; Streptophyta; Magnoliopsida; Brassicales; Brassicaceae
Product: F-box/RNI-like superfamily protein
Molecular function (GO): protein binding
Source: RefSeq, a predicted model, not a curated record